Molecule: messenger RNA, 4353 nt
Organism: Lepisosteus oculatus (spotted gar)
Lineage: Eukaryota; Metazoa; Chordata; Actinopteri; Semionotiformes; Lepisosteidae
Product: protein FAM53A
Biological process (GO): protein import into nucleus
Cellular component (GO): nucleus
Source: RefSeq, a predicted model, not a curated record
GGUUUUGUUCCUCUGAAGAUUUAAUCUCCAAACCCCAGCCUAGCCCUGCAGCCUCUUAAUGCUGUAGUGGGUUGCAGUGUUAGUAGUAUUCAAGCUAGUUUUUUUUCUUCCAUUUCUAGGAUACUGGUAGACUGUUUAGGAAACAAGUGCUGGUGUGUUAAACAGCCGCCAGGCCUGAUUCAUGGAAAAGCUCUUGAUGUGUGAUCCUCGUUUUUUCCACGUUGCACUGGGGUUACUAAAACAUCUUGGGCUGGAACGCUGUAGAAACCAGUUUAAAAAAAAAAGCCAAGCUGAGUUUUGGGGUGGUGUUUUUUUGUCGCCUCUGGAUGUAUAGAUUUUAUUGUAAUUUGAGAGCGUUUUAAUUUUUUUAACGGGUUCCUUUUUACUUGAAAGUUAAUGGUGGUUGAGCUUGCUGGCGUUUGUGCGUGUGUAAUACCUCCUGCAUUCGUCGAGCAUCUUGGUGGGUGUUUUUGCAGAGUCGCGCACGGGGCCGGGCCUUGUUUUGCUGUGCUGUAGCAGGCCUGAAGACUGACCUACAUAGCUGUGGCGAGCGUAGGCUGUCUCCUUACUGGCCGUUUCUGGCGGGUCACUUGUCUGCAAUCCUGCAGCUAAUUUGUAACGGCUAACUGGGUCCUGGUUCUAAUUAAUCCUGAAAGUCAGACCCUUAGAAAACGAAGUGAAGUUAGUGAGUUGGCUUCUGGUAACGGGAGGUGUUUGCAAGGCUGUUUUACAGCCCUGUGGAGUUCAGUGCCUUAGUAAAGCAGUAUUCUGAAGGAUGUUUUUUUUUUAAAAGAAGCUUUUUUAGGGGGGCACUCAUUGACUUGCAUUUUUUUUUUUUGUCGUGGAGUAUUUUGUGAGAUGCCGGGUCUCUCGGUCUAACAGUAGAAAAGGCCUGAAUGGUGAUAACGGCAUUCCGGGGCUGGCUGGAGAAGGACAGCUCCAGAGGAAUUCCCCCCCGUCUCUGGCAGCCAUUGUUUUUCAGAAUGCAUUCCUUUGUGUUAUGAGAGAUGAUGGCAGCAUUUUGGCACCUCCUAUAACUUGAUGGAUUGUUCCCUCUAGAACCGCAUGCACUUGAAACUUUUCCUGCCCUAAUUAUGUGUUCCUGCCAUAAAUUUAAUACUUUUGACAUAGGAUAGACUAUACUGACCCUGCAGAGUUUUUAUUGCAGAUUGCGAGUCCUUCAGAAAAGUGCCUCUGAUGAGGUUCAUAAUAAAAUCCAUGAGACUUUGCUUUUUUGUUCCCAUGGUCCUGUGGCCUUGCUUGAAAAUAGUGUCUGACUCGGUUAAUUAAAAUACACAGACAUGUGGUAGGAAAGGCUUUUUGCAAAUGGAGUUUUCACUCUGUAAAAUAAAAGGCAAAUCGAUUCUAGGAGGAAGAGGCAGACCGAUACAUUUUUAACUUUUGAAGGAUUAUAGAGAUGCACAGUUAAAGACGUUCCGGGCAGAGAGGCAUUGCUGACCUGCAGUUCCAGCGUGUCUAAUGGGAAUAUUAAGAAAGUGAGCUUGCAGCACGGCAGCAGGAUUUCAGCAAUGGUCGGUACAGUGUAGUGAUCCACCUUACGAGGCAGCUCCAAUGCUUGUUGGUGUGAGCGGCGACAAAGGGACGACUACAAUGGUAACACUAAUAACUGAGAAGCUGCAGAACCAGAGCUUGAACGAUCUUCCAUGUAAGGCAUACAGCAUUAAUCUGCACUCCUCUGAAAAGCUGAACCAAAGUGGCAGCCUGUUUCCUUACGAAAUCCAUGAAGAGAGCCCAUGGAGAGUGAUAAGCAGGGCCUGCCCUAUCCGAACAGAAGCGACCAAGAAUGCACCUUUCUAUUUCCCUUUGUGCCCCUUCAGCCGCGGUGCCCCUGACAGUGUUGGACUGCAGUGGCAGCGGGACGUCACAGGCCUGCGAACCAGUGGCAGCUCCUCGGGGGGCAGCAGGCCCGGCAGCGGCUGUGGCAUCAGCCCCUCCGUGCUGCCAGGCUGGAUCAGCGAACUGAACCUGAACGAGAACUGUGGGCCGCCGCUGGCGCCGCCCACCAAGCGCCACUGUCGCUCCCUGUCCGAGCCGGAUGAGCUGGCCCGCUGCAGAUCGCCGUGGAAGCCGGGCAGCGGCUCCAAAGUUUGGACUCCCGUCUCCAAGAGGCGCUGCAACAGCGGGGGCAGCGCCACCCUGCAGCGCUGCAACAGCCACGGCGGCGCCACCCUGCCGCGCAGCCCCAGCGUCAGCCUGCCCCAGCCUUCCUUGUCCACUUCGUCCUCCUCCUCCUCCUCCGCUGGCGGCAGCAGCAAGCAGCACGUCCUGUCCCUGAACAACAGCGCCUUCAGCGUCGCCAGCAGCGGCAGCUUCAGCACCUCGCCCGUGCCCCGGCCCUCCUCCGCCAGCAGCGGCUUUGUGGACAGCAGCGAGGGCAGCACGGCCUCCUCGGGCGUCCCCUGGCACUCGGGCGGGCCUUACGACUACCACCCGCGGCGGCGCCUCUCGCUCUCGCAGGAGCACAUCACCGACGCCGGGACCCUCCUGCCUUCGGCCAGCAGCACGCCCACCUCCACCCCGGAGCUGAGCCGCCGGCAGGGCCUCCUGCGCUGCCGCUCCCAGCCCUGCGUGCUGCACGAGCGGAAGAGCGGUCUGAAGCGCCGGCGCGAGGAGGACGUGCGAUGGAGCCGGCCCUCGCUGGAUUUCCUCAAGAUGACUCGGACUUUAAAAAACUCCAAAAGCCUUUGCUCGUUGGACUACGAGGAGGAUGAUGACCCUCACAUGAAGACCAUUGUCUCGUCGCCCUGCGACUCGAGCGACCACCUCAUGAACGUCAUCACCCCUGGCUCCAGCCCCAUGAAGGAGGGCCUGUGUCGGCUCCACAGGCUUGCUUCAUGCCACAGCACUGCCUGCCACAUCCGGGCCUUCAGCAGCACAGCGGCUGUGAGCGAGAGCGAUGAGGACACCAGCGAUUGUGAGAGCAACGAAGGGGGCGUUUUUCCUCUGGACUGCGUAGACUUGGAUCUAGAACAGAUUGAGAACAAUUGAUCGGCCAGGACAUGAGUUCUGGAACCUGUCCUUUUUAUAAAAGUUUCUUUGUGGUAGAGGACUACUAUUUUUUUUGUGUUGCGUUAAAAUCCCUGAAAAAACAUACAAACAGAUUCUCACACCCUUCCCUAACCUCCCUCAAAAACAAAGCAAAAUUGAAAUAAAUUUUGUAUUUGGCUGUUUUCUGGCCUGUUUUAGAAGGUGACAGUUGUACAGGAGAAUUCUGGUAGUCACCAGUAACUUUGUCAUUCAGUGAAUGCACAAUGAAGAUAGAGGAAAAUAUUUUGGUUUAAAAAAUGUUUAAGAUGACAAAUCUACUUAGAUUACACUUUGUGUAUUAUGUCUUAGCUAAGGAAAAGAAAAAGGCUUGUUAUAUAAAAUAGAUUUUAAAAGGGCAUUCUAUUAAAGUACAAAACUUUUGUCUAACAUGGUGUCAGCGUGGGUAUAAAAGCUGCUUGUCUGGAAAGUCAGUGUUCUAUAUAAAGGAAAAAAAAAAUCAAAGAAUUUGGUUAAUUUGCCAGAUAGUGAUAGAAUUUUAAUCUUCUCAACUGGUUAUUUAAUUGGCCAAGAGGUGUUUCAAUCUGCGUAAUAACUACCUGUUUAUCAUUUGGGUGGUUGUAAAACUUACUAUUUAGAAAGCUUAAGUUAAAGGUGCAGUAGCCUCUUUCAAAAAAAUUAAGCAGUGCUCAUAAAGUGCUUCCUGUACACAAUUUCCAGGAGAUUUUUAACAGUUACCUCUUUUCUUUGUGUGUGGAUAGCCAACUGUUUUUGGAACUGGUAGCUUCCCACCAUUUUUUUUAGUUGUGGUUCCCAGUUUUUUGGAAGGUGACAAGUUCUGUUGCUGCUAGUUGUUUGUGGUGUGAUAUCCAUGUUUCCCUUGAACUCUGCUUCAUAGUCCCCAUUCUGAAGCUGCCAAGGGGGUUGUCCACACUUUAAGUGCCUUUGAGGCUAUCAUAAUGUUACUUGUAUAUUAACAUCUGACCAGAUCGCCCUCUGGUCUUCAUCCAAAUCAGGUCUUUGAAACCAGUGUCUUGUAAAUGCUACCAAUUUUUCAAAAGAGGAUGUUGCACCUUUUGCUAAGUAAGCAGAACUUGCUUGUCUCAUCAGCUGCAUCACUGUUUUUUCUUUGAACUUCACACCGUACAAUAAAUGGAUUUGGGUCAUAGUUAUGGCCCACCUGUCUGGUGUUUCUUGCCAUAAUGAUAACACAGUGGUUCAGAACUCCAUGAAUACCUGAGCUGUAGAAAGGGACUGUAAAAGAAUUUCCCAGGGAUUUAAUCACAUCAGCAGCACCUGAGGGAAAAUGAGUCCUCGGAAUAAAUAAAACUGGUCUUUGCUUUGCAA